AUGGUGGCGUGGUCGUUGUACAAACAAAAACGAAAUAGAAUUGAUAUGAUUUUUUUAAUUGUAAGCGCUUCUGAUAUUUUUGUUGGACUGCUAUCAAUACCAAUGAUCUUGCUUCGAAUUUCGAUUUCAGAUAUUUUUACCCUUUGCCACUUGAUGCCUGUGGUAGAAUUCUUUGCAGUAUUUCCAUGCGGACUUUCAAUCUGGCUAACGGCGUAUUUAUCAAUUGAGCGAUAUCUCCUAUUGAUUCACCCGAUAAUUUAUCGCAAAUGUAUAAAAAGUUCACGCAGUAUUUCACUAACAGCAUUUGUUUGUAUCAGUAUCAUUUUUUAUGCUGCUUUCGUCAGUUACAGAACGCACCAAGCUAUCACGCUAGUUUCUAUAUCCCAAGUUAUUAAUAAACGGAAGUUUCUUGAUAAAGUGCCGCAAUUUUUACAAUGGAGUGCUGAAGUGCUAUUCAUAGUUGGUAGUGCUCUUAUAAACUUCAAACUAUAUAUUCACGUGAGAAAAGAAGCAAGGAAUAUGAAAGGCAAUCGACAUUGCAAAUCUGCUCCAAGUGAUGCUUUAAAUAUGGCUAUCGGGAGAAUAAUUUUUGCCAUGAUCAUCUGUGAAUUACCACAUAUUACCUUAACUUUUCUUGACCUGUUCUACAUAAUCGACACCAAGGAACUUAAAUUAAGAGUAGUGUACUGGGUACUGCUGUUGUUAUACUGCCGUGGUUUUCUAAACGCUGUUAUUUUGCUACGAUCAUCAAAGUUGCGAAGGAAGUAG
Molecule: messenger RNA, 768 nt
Organism: Hydractinia symbiolongicarpus
Lineage: Eukaryota; Metazoa; Cnidaria; Hydrozoa; Anthoathecata; Hydractiniidae
Product: QRFP-like peptide receptor
Exons: 1
Coding region: 1-768 (255 amino acids)
Biological process (GO): G protein-coupled receptor signaling pathway
Cellular component (GO): membrane
Molecular function (GO): G protein-coupled receptor activity
Source: RefSeq, a predicted model, not a curated record